CUGAACAUUUCUUCGAAAGUAAAGUGCAUGAGCUCGGUUUUAUCAAAAGCACGCGGCAUUUCAGCUGCAGUAGAUGAUUCAGUAAGUAAAUCAUUGAUCCGCGAACAGUUAUCCGUUUCCGGCGGCGAACGGACUAGUUGCAUUAAAUCGUCUUCGUACGCUUGUCUUAUGAAUCCAAUAUAUUCAUGAAACUUUUUCAAAAGAUCAGCAGUGUAAAUAAACAGUAUCGGAGCAAGCGACGAGCCUUGGGGAACACCACUGGUCAAACAAAAUCGAUCGCCCUGGUCUACCUGACUAAACAUCAGCUUUGAUGGACCUUUGAAGCAAGAAGCCUUUUAUCCACUUCACAAUCCGGAAAGGGCAUCCCAUAGCUUGCAACAGUCUCAGCAAUAGAAAAAGUCAAACGUUGUCAAAUGGGCCCAGUAAAUCUAGCGUGACCAAAGAGGUUUUUUUCCUUAUGUAUCCCUGCUUAAUUAGCAAUGAUUACACCCAGGAGCGGGGCUAUCACCGUCUCGACGAUCAAUUCGUUAUCAUUAGCGAUGAAGCAGACGGAGAACCCUAUCUCGACCUGCAGGUCGACGACCAGGAUCGCCGAUUGCUGACGGUGUGGAAUGUACACCAGUUGGCUGUCAUUAUCGGCAUCACUGAAAAGACCUGGGAUAUGGAAAUUGCCAGCGUUCUCUUUUUCCAGCCGGAUCCUGUGGCCGUCAUGUUCGGGGACAAGUACGACACACGAAACGUGGAACCUCACCAGAUGCUGCCGGCCGUAUCCCACAUUUUGGAGGAAAUGGAGCUUAGCGCCCUGGAACAGCUGGCAUACCAGAGAUUGUACAUGUUGCUUCAACAGUUCGAUCUUUUAUACCUGUACCGCCGGUUGUUCGUCAAUGCCCAAGAUAGCGCCUACCUCGACCCAAAUCUGCCGUACCGCGAACUCAGUAUGCUUGAAGAAAUGGCUGCCUUUGAAGAUGACGCACCCUUAAAAGGUAUUGCGUUGCUCAACGAUCCCAGGGAAUGGGGCUGGGCGGCGCCGCUCCACCGCCAACUGUACGGCGACGUAGCGUAUGUUAUCGUUAUCACGAACAAUGAUGCCAAGCACUGUUUAACCAUUAAUAUCACCGGGAUUUAUGAGAAUAAUCUGAUAAAUGAUGAGAACGGCUACGGCACGCCGAACGACAGUAACGUGAAAACAAUGGUGCAGUGGCUGAGAGAGAACGACCAGUAUUUCCGGGAGCAUUUCGUACGGGCGGCGUACCGGUAUGAUACGCGUUUGGGGCUGGAACGGGACCGCGUUGCGAGAGGUCACAUUGAUGCUAUCAACAUCGUAUUGCCACCACGAAAAUUUGUCGCAAUGGAUCGCAAUCGGCGGUUGUUUUUACUGGACCAUCUGGAGAAUAAACCGGCUAUAAAGAGAAAAUCAGGGUUUUGGCUGCGCUUGCGGGAGGUGCACAAGAACCUGUACUCCGCUAACCGUGUGCUGUAUAGAAUCAUGAAGUCAAAAUCCAAACUGUUCAAGGGUAACUCGCCACCUGAUGAGCGAAUGGAAGAAGAACGCCGCGUCGAGUAUCUAUCGCGCAGUGAGGUCAAAUCCGACAGUAUGGGUUUAGGUGAACGCUUCCAUCCCGGAGCUUUGGAGGCACCCAUCGAGCAGGACGAACAUUUCCCGGAAGCGUACUCUUACGACCCUAAGACCAAACUGGACGACAACCAAGUACGAAUCUCCAGCGGGGAAGCCAGCAUCCUCCCUGAUUUCUGGCCGCUUUUCCGUGCCCACCGAAUGAUCCGCUACGGGUGCGCUGACAGUAUUUGCGCCGGCGCCAUGAUGGUCAGCAGAGCGACAUUUCUGAAGGAAUCCAAUGCCGCCGCCUUUCACCAGUUCCCUAUCGUAGAGGUUUUGCUUAACCUUUGCGAAGCCAGUCUUAAAGAGUACGGCAGGCAGAAGCUGGAAGCGCUGGAGCUACUUACACGCAUGACCAACUGUAAGUUUACCCUGCGCCAGAUUAAUUUCUUCAGCGGAAUCAAAGCCAUCAUCCAGGCGCUGCAAUCCCGCUAUUUAGAAGUUAAAUGCGCUGCCGCGGUAUGCCUGACAAUGCUGAUGGAAGCGGUUUGGGAAAAUAAGCAGAUCCUAGGGCGAGACGGCGGGAUUCCGCUGCUGCUGAAGGUCAUGCAGUGUCAGAAGACCAAACCAGAGGAUUACUGGUAUGCGGAUUUCAGGCGAAAACAUAAGCGGGUGUGGCCUGAGGAGAUCUUGGCGGUAACGUCUGCGCAGGCGGCCAAUGCGGUGUGGUUGGCACUCCGGGAGCGGAGAAAUCGGUAUGAUUUCGUACAGCUCGGUGGAAUUGUGGUCUGCCAGGAGCUGCUGCUAAUUGCAAAGCACCGCGAUUAUGCCAUUGUGCCGGUAACUGGGAUCUUGGCGGAACUGGCUCAAGAGCGCCAGAAUCAUCUGUCGAUUGUAAACAGCGGUGCUCUCACCGCCAUGUGUCGCGUUCUAAAAGGCGACACCAACGAGGACGUGUUCCAGAACGUGGCAUCCGUCAUCGCCCUGGUGUGUGAGAUGGACGCAGCGCGCGAGUGCAUCCGGGCGGCAGGCGGGUUGUCACAUCUCCUGAAACCGCUACACGUCCCCUUCAGUAGCGGUUGUGUGCAGAUAACCGCGGAGGCUUUGCAUGCUGUUGCCGGCUCAGUGCUGAACUGCGAGGUGCUGAAGAACACAAAGGUCACUGACCUAGUGAUUGGGAGGUUGUACGAAGGUUCUGGAGAGACAACCGUGUUUCAUCUGCUUGGCUUCCUCAGUGAAAUGGCGAGGGUGGAAGGGUGUCGUCACUAUAUACGCAGCAGUGGCGUAUUACCCUUUGUCAUCGAUUACAUGUUCCAUGAAAAUCAACACAUUAGAAUGAUCGCGGCGCUGACAGCUGGGCGAAUGGGCGCCGAUGCCGAUAGUUAUAACACACUGAAUGACGCCAACGGAAUUGUCCACAUUUGGGACUUGAUUAACAUCGCCUACGCCCCCAUCGUCUGCGUGCACGCUUGCAUGGCUAUCUAUCCGCUCUUUGUAGCGCGCCCGCAGGACACAGCAAAGGUAAUCAAGACCAUCGUUAACCCAUUCGGUCAAAUGUUUGCCCUCUUUGACGUUCGCGAUUACCGUGUCCUGGAUUCGGUGCUCAACCUCACCUGCUUGUUAGCGCACGACGAUGACCUUUUAGCUAUGAUGUCAGAUCUGGGAUUCUGCACAAUCAUCGCAAAACAAAUUGAUACAACGAAUGUACGACUUUUGCGGCUUGUAACGGAAGCCAUCGCCGUCGGCAGCGAGUACGCCAUUAACCGCAUCAACUUCAGCACCACUAGCAUUUUGCCAAAAAUCGCUAAACUCUUGUGGCAUCCUGAUGAAGAGAUCCAGACUAACGCCUUAUUGGCUCUUCACGAACUUACCAAAUACCCACAAAACAUCAUCCAAAUUCACGCAGACCGCGUCGUCCGCCGUCUUCUCAGCUACGUUAUGGAGGACGGAGAACAGCGCGCUCGACACGCGGCCGGAUGUCUUCGGCACUUGCGCUACCUGGCCAUGGCUAACAUGGGGGACACCUACAACUUCGAGGACACCUUCUUCCCGCUGCGCAGCGAGGAAGACAAAGCUAUUCACCGCACUAAGCGCGAAUUAUUGACUAAGAAGCUUGUCCCGGAAGCCAAAGCCGAAGCCGAUAAAAUGAUCCAACGGGUGCAUAACGAGAAACGCAUGAAGAUGCAGUACCUGCCGAUUACGCCGGUCUCGCCGGCGCCCGAGUUUACCGAGUCGGACUGGGCCAAAUUGCCAUCUGUGCUGCGGAAAUUGGCUCACGAUCCUGAACUAGACGCGGAUGUGCCGAUUCCCGAUGAACUGUUUGUCGAUGCCCGGGCGUUGGUCUCGGCAAAGCGGGAUAAGCGCCGUGAUUCGACUCACGUGCGAAAUGACCGCCGGGAUGACGAGUGGCGCACACCAACCGAGGGGCAAGAGGUGGAGAGUAUUGUCGCCGAGAAAGAAUGGUGGAUGAACGAAUUUGAUGAAGAGAACCAUCGACUGUUCAACCGAUUAACGAUUAAAAAUAACAUUCUUGAUAAUAAUGUUGAUCGAAGCGUUGUACGAGCGCGCCCUUUUGAAGAGCCGCAGCCGUCUAACAACUUUCAUGGCAAUGAAUAAAAAUUUGUGGCUUUCUUUUCCCAAAAGCUUUAUUGCAAGCGCUUUGGUUCAUGCACGUUACUGUGCUUUAUAUAAUCUU
Messenger RNA from Paramacrobiotus metropolitanus, 4250 nucleotides. Its product is annotated as outer dynein arm-docking complex subunit 2-like. Gene Ontology annotation, molecular function: protein binding. The transcript is spliced from 6 exons. Bases 458 to 4171 code for a protein of 1237 amino acids. The record is from RefSeq and is a predicted model, not a curated record. Lineage: Eukaryota; Metazoa; Tardigrada; Eutardigrada; Parachela; Macrobiotidae.